AGGAAGAAAAAAAAAAUGCUGCGCCACGCCGCCCACCGCCUGGCCUCCCGCGCCGCCGCCGGCUCCAUCAGCCGCAGGGCCCUCGCCACGGAGGUUGGCAAGCCUAUUGAGGAGACCAAGGAAGAUGUGUACCCAAAGAGGAUGCAGUCUGAAAGCUUGCCUGCCAAGAUACGCAUCGUGAUGAAAUCUUUCAAUAGCCAAAAGGACAAUCUGAGUGGGCUUGAGCCUUACAUGCGCAAGGUUGGGUUGCCUGAAUCGCGAUCCUUGUACACCGUGUUGCGAUCACCUCAUAUUGAUAAGAAAUCAAGGGAGCAAUUCUCAAUGCAUGUGAAGAAAUGUUUCGUGGAAAAAAAGGCGGAGACACAUGAAUUGGCCAAGAAGUUCUUCUGGUUAAAACGCAUGCGUAUAUUGGGGGCUCAGUAUGAAAUCAAUAUUAGCUUCAAGACCCGUUUGGAUAAAAAAGAUUGGCUGCCGCAAAAGUGUGGGCCUGCUCCGACAGUAUUUCCAAGCCAAAAAGGGAGGCAGGUUAGAAAAAGAAGGUGGUUGGGUUAUUGAGUUAUCCCCUGGUUCUGAAUAAAUCGUACUAGGCUGGUAGCUGGUUGAUUAGUUGUUAUUUGCUUGCCGGUGCUUUCUUGCCUUAUAGGUACUAGAGCUGCUUCAGGUCUUGGUUUGAUCUAGCACCUACAAAUAUGUUCUAUGUAAUGUCACAUGAAACUCUGGAUGUAUGUGGCCUAUCAUCAUUAUCAUAUUUACUAUCUAUCGGUUAAGUGCCA
Molecule: messenger RNA, 773 nt
Organism: Lolium rigidum
Lineage: Eukaryota; Viridiplantae; Streptophyta; Magnoliopsida; Poales; Poaceae
Product: ribosomal protein S10, mitochondrial-like
Exons: 2
Coding region: 16-555 (179 amino acids)
Biological process (GO): translation
Cellular component (GO): small ribosomal subunit; ribosome; mitochondrion
Molecular function (GO): structural constituent of ribosome
Source: RefSeq, a predicted model, not a curated record